AUGAAUCCCAACUAUUAUCAGUUUCCCGUGCCUUCCGAUUCAUUCCAAUCUGGACCUUCUUUCCAAAAUCCGAAUAACCCGCAGGCUUUCGAUACGCUUGGCUCCGGCCCUGCUCUUCAAAUGAAUCCCGAAAACGACGGGUUCCCCGGAUCUCAUGGUUCAUUCCAACUUGAAGCGCUCGGUCAGAGUAGUCAUCAAACCUUGGACACCUUCCCGGCCCCUUUUAUAGCACCAGGAUAUGAUGCAACUCCUUAUAGGCUCGAGCAAGGCUUGAAUGCUAGCUUCGCUUCGAACGCGGGUUUUGGUUUAUACGAGCAGCCCCAGGUAGCAGGGAAUGCACAUCAGUACGAGUCGAACUCUGUAUCUCUGCCCCUGCCAGAGGGCCAUUUCCCGCACCCGGAGAGAUUCUCUUCCCAUGAGGAAGCGAUGGCAGCCGCUACCUUCAUAAUUCGAUCGACCUCUCGCGAGGAAAUCGAAUAUCUCCUCCAGCCCACCAUGCUCGAAGUCGUCAGUGCGGCCUUCGGGUGGAAUCACCCAUUCACCCAGCACGUUUAUCUACUGAACUGGAGUUCUCUCUAUAUGGAGCCCUUUCGGGGCAUGUCGCAGCCACUCACUAUCCCUGCUUUCCCUCAAGCACAGGGAGUCUCCAACAACGAGUUGAGUACUAUACUCCCCUUCGCCAACGAGCCAGUGCCACUCGCUGCCCACGAGCAUCAUGCUUUCCCUACCAUGCAAGGAGCCUCUGGCGAUGCACUGAGUGCUAUCAUUCUUGAUCAACUCCAUGUCCUCGAUCAUAUGACAACUACGGGAUCCUCCACGGGGCAUCUACUUCCAGUAUCGAUUGUUGAUGAGAGCGUAUGCACGGCGCGGCUGCCAACUGAAUUGUGGAUCAAGAUAUUCAGCAUGGCUAUUAAAGUUCCAGGAGACACGAUAGUUCCUGUGCCACCCUAUCCAAUCCCAGGUGUUCCGCCCUCUCUCCAUCAAUGGCCUCCAGAGGCGGAGAUGAAGGACAGAAGACAAAUCGCUCUGAGCCUAACUCUUGUCUGCCGAUCGUGGCGGGAUAUCGCUACCGAAUUCUUGUACCGCACAGUUUUCAUCCAAGAUAGUGCAGCCAAUCCAGAACGAGUGGCUAACUUUUGCCUGGCGCUCCAGCUAUCAUCUAUGAGGCGCGGCGUUUACGGAAACGGGACGCUGGUUGAUUUUCUCCUCAUUGAAGCGGAAGUAUGUUCCGCUCAUGAGGUCGGGACCAUACUUCGCCUUUGCCCACGUCUACGCACUUUCAUCAUCAAAAAGAAGAACUACUGGUCGUUGAAGGAAAUCGGUCAGUUUAUCUAUCCUGGACUUCAUGCCAACAAGAACUUGUGUCGAGUGGAAUGGAAGGCGAUAUCUUUUGGGCGCAGAGUCACGGGGAAAUCUAUCAUCAUGGCCAAAAGCAUGGUCAACUUGCUCCCUGAAAGUGUCCGAGCCUACGAAUUCUAUUGCCAAGCCGCACCAAAGGAUGUAUCGGGAAAGGGUGUUCGCUAUGCGAAUCUCGUAGAUUUGACUGUGCAUGGCGCGCGGCGGAAACAUCUAGAGGCCUUGCAAGAUUGGGAACUACCUUCGCUGACGCACCUGAGCAUUGACGUGGCAGAUACCUUGCACAUAACUUCCGUGCACGCUUUGCUCAAAAUACACGGAAAGAACCUUCAAUAUCUCCAUCUAGAUGAAUAUAGCACCACCUCCGCGUCCGCAGCUCUGAAAGAGCUGUGUCCAAACCUAUCCGAAUAUGCGAUUUCUGCUCAUCGAACGCGUUCGAUUUCCGACGCAUUGGUCCCGCCUCGUCUGUCCAAUCCUACGAUCACCUACCUGGUGCUUGCCAUGCAGGACUGCUAUUGGCGUGGAUGGGAUGAUUUAUAUAUAACGAUGGAUCGGAUCUUAGGCUUUGAAAUGCCUGCCUUGCGCUGUGUACGCGUGCUCCUUGAUCGAAACCCAAGCAGACUGUUCUUGCCAGCAGGAGUUGCCAUCUUCAAACGGCAAUUCCAAGAGCGAGGCAUCGCAGUCGAAGAUCAAGACGGCCUGGAUCUCCUCGAUGAGAAAUACCCGGUUAAGGUGCCUGCUCACUUGCAAGGCCUCAAUUUCCUCAUGCCAGUGGAUUCCGAUGGACAUCUCAAGCAACAAUAA
Messenger RNA from Heterobasidion irregulare TC 32-1, 2160 nucleotides. RefSeq names its product heme peroxidase 5 (gene hpox5). The transcript has 2 exons. The coding region runs from base 1 to 2160 and encodes 719 amino acids. The record is from RefSeq and is a predicted model, not a curated record. Lineage: Eukaryota; Fungi; Basidiomycota; Agaricomycetes; Russulales; Bondarzewiaceae.